UAUUUCAUGAUAUCUCAUUUUAUCAGACCUCAGGGUGACAUUUCACGCCGAACUUUAUGUUUAAUUGGGACUAUUUGUCUGUGAGUCGUUGACAGGCAGUUCUUAGGUCUCUCAAACAUGGCCACCGUGAUGGAGUGUAUGCAAUAACUUUAAAUUUGAGGUUUUUCGUAGAAAACGCAUAUUUGUUUUUUGAAGGAAUGUUCAACCAGAAAACAUCACACAUAAUGCUGUAUCCACCUGGAAGCUUUGGGGAAAGUUACAUGGGGGAUAUUACGCUGAUAUAAGUUGACAGGGAGCUGGAAAAAAGAAUUGCAAUCAAUUUCGUAAGCAUUCUGCUUUCUCGUGAAUGUUUUUCAGCGUUUUUAUUGCAUUUAUUGUAAGUUUUUCCGCCAUUUGACGACUAAGGAUUAAUUUCUUUGAUAUUUAGCGAAGACUAAAAGAUGAUACCGAUUGGAAGUAAAAUACGGCAUCUUUUUGUGCAGCAGUGUACUUCAGAAAAAGGAAAGUAACCAGUUUUAAAUAAAGGGAAAGAGACGAGGUUUGCUGUUGGACCCUAUAACCGGUUACUUUUUUUUCAACCAAGUGAAGAAAUGUUUUUUGGAAUAUAACCUUAACCAGUUGUAUGCUUUUGAAGCCUAUGAACUGCAUUUGUUUCUUCUAUAAUUUUACGCUGGAGAGUGAUAAGCUACAGCGGCAAAAAACCCAUUUCCUCAAAAUAUUAAACAAAAGUAUUUACUACAUUUCUCGUAUGACAGCGAAGGUCAUGACGGUAAUAACAUCAAACUUCUAGUUUUGAAAGCAUGUCAUCAGAGGACAAGACUGUGGAGGCCUCUGACCAAGGACCUUCGGCGCUCCCCGACGACGCCGGGGACAUGCCCGCGGGCAGCCCGGCCGCCGCAGACAGACGCCCCCGGGGUCGGCCGCGCAGGGAUGUCCUCGCCUCCACGCCCAAGCCCAGGAAAAAAGUCCGCAGCAGAGGAAGGGCUUCCGCCGAUGAUGACGAUGGCACGGACGGAACGGAGGCAGCAGAAUCUGACGACGCUCCGGAGUCAGGCAAGUCCUCGUCUUCAUCACCUUCGCCGCAGCGGUUCUCGCGGUCGCCGCUGUCGUCCUCGUCAUUAACGCCACGUUUCCUCUGCAGAGGCCGAUCUGCGUGCUUGGGGAAGGGAGGGGGGGAUGAGUUUGUGUUGUCCUCCUCGUGCGCCUUGAAUGAAGUCUCACCCCACCCCGCCUUUCCACACCCCAGCCUUCUGACCCAGGUCCCUGGAGAAAGAAAGGACUCUUUCGGGGAGGGCGAGGACGACGGCGACAGCGAGGGGGACCUGCUGGCUGACGGGCUGGGGGAGGAUGGGCCGCUGUCCCCCAUGUUCCAGCACUUCUCCCACCAUUCCAAAUGCAGUGAACAGCUCUGUGCCUUCUGUUACUGUGGAGAGAAGAGCCUGCUGGGACAGGGCGAGCUCAAGAUGUUCGGCCCCACGCCCGGGUACGUCCCGCUGCACAUCCGGAACCGGAGGGGCAGCUCUGAGAACGACACCGACGUGGACCGGAGCCCAGAACGGAGCGAGGCCGAGCACGGGCUGGGAGACCCGGCGAAUGGGCCGCUCUCUCCCUGCGACGGGAUGGCGGAUGUGUUUGGGGAGGAGCCGGCCGGGAAGCUGUGGGGGGAGCUGGGCCAGGUCGGCCUUCCUGACGACAUCAACGUCCAGUCACUGUUCGAUCCCACAGGGCAAUGCUGUGCCCAUCUGCGCUGUGCAGCGUGGUCAGAGGGGGUGUGUCGGGGGGAGGGACAGUCACUCCUCUACGUGGACAAAGCCAUCGACUCAGGGAGCACAAAGCACUGUGCAUACUGUAAGCGCCUUGGAGCGUCCAUCAAGUGCUGCGUGGAGAAGUGCGUCCGCUUGUACCACUACCCCUGCGCUGCCGCCACCGCCGGGACCUUUCAGGACAUCAGCAGCCGCACCCUCCACUGCCCGGAGCACGUCCAGCUGGCCCUCCGCAGAUACGAGGACGCGGCGAACUGCGCCCUGUGCGACGGCCCCGGCGACCUGCUGGACCGGCUCUUCUGCACGAGCUGCGGCCAGCACUACCACGGCCUGUGCCUGGACGUCACCGUGAGCCCGCUGAAGAGGGCCGGCUGGCAGUGCCCCGAGUGCAAGGUCUGCCAGACGUGCAAGAACCCUGGAGAGGACAGCAAGAUGUUGGUCUGUGAUAUGUGUGACAAGGGCUAUCACACAUUCUGCCUGCAGCCAGUGAUGGAUACUAUUCCCACCAAUGGCUGGAGGUGUAAGAACUGCAGAGUGUGCAUUCAGUGCGGCACCAGGACCAGUGGCCAGUGGCACCACAGCUGCCCGCUGUGUGAGGGCUGCUACCAGCAGCAGGACUCUUCGGCGCCCUGCCCCCUGUGUGGGAAGUCCCUGAAACCCGAGCUCCACAAAGACCUGCUCUCCUGUCACUCCUGCAAAAGGUGGUUCCACGCUGACUGUGAGAGGCAGGCGGGGGGCGACGUGGAGGCCCCGCAGAGGGACGACUACGUCUGCACCGCCUGCAAGCAAGCGGAGCGGGACCCUGCCCAGACCCAGAGCGACCCGGCCCAGGAGAUGGCCGCGCCCGCUCCAGAGCCUGCCUCGGACCCUGGAAGUGUGGACAACGGCGAUGCACCGCAGGGGGGCAGUGGUUUUAACACAGCUUCUGCCAGUGAGGAACGGAGAGAUACCCUGUCAGCCCUGGAUCCAGCACAGGAAAUCCAAGUGACCGUCACGGUGACCGAGCGUCCGGCAUCACCCCAGCUGGUGCCGGGUUCAGUGGACGAGCUUGGGCAGUCUGCUCAGGGUACACCAGCAGUCCUCGUGGCCGGGGUGAUGGAGGUGGCAGACAGCGUCGGAGCGACGAAAGAGUCGGCAGACAUCCCUGUCGAAGAGGCGGGGUCCAAGCUGAUGGCGGCCAGCCCCGGAGAGGUGUUCUCGCCAACCAAAGAAAGCACCCAAGAGCCAAUGGCAAACCUGGAGGGGUCCAUGGAGGUGUCUCUCUCAUUGGAGAAAGGGGAGGAGUUUAGCAGGACGGGCCUGGAGGGGGAGGGGGAGGGUGAGGGGGAGGGGCAACAGGUUGGGGUUCUGCAGGAAGGAGGACAGCCGGGGUUUGUUGGUACCAGUGCCCAAGUAGAGAUGGAAACCACGCCCCCAGCAGAGAUGGACACCACGCCCCUGGUUGAGAUGGACUCCACCUCCCAGCUAGAGAUGGACUCCACCUCGCAGGUGGAGAUGGACACCACCUCGCAGGUGGAGAUGGACUCCACCUCCCAGCUAGAGAUGGACUCCACCUCGCAGGUGGAGAUGGACUCCACCUCCCAGCUAGAGAUGGACUCCACCUCGCAGGUGGAGAUGGACACCACCUCCGCAAGCGAGCACAGCUUGUGUGAACUCGGCUCGCCGACAGGGGAUGACGGGGAGCCGAUGCGGACCCCCGAAACUUCAUCCGGGGGUUCAGCCGGGCCCGGCCAAUCGCCCCUUUCAGUCGGUUCCUCACCCAAGGAGGCAGCCCCAACGCCGCCCACCCUGGCAACCGCCUUCAUUCCAGUGACGCCAAAGAUCGGCAUGGGAAAGCCAGCCAUCUCCAAGAGGAAGUUCUCUCCGGGGAGGCCCAGGGUUAAGCAGGGAGCAUGGAGUGACCGUAGUGCUGUGAGUUCACCCUCUUGGUCCCCCGACCACUCAGACGGGUGGGAGACGCCCAAGAACAGGCAGCCAUUGACCCCGCCCCUCUGGACCGUUAAAGUGGGUCGAGGAUCGGCCUUUCCCGGACGGAGGCGGCCCAGGGGGGCCAGUCUCUCGGGGAGAGGAGGGAGGGGGCGCUCAAAGCUGAAGGGCGAAAUCUGCCCCGCCGUCACUCCGGGGCCGGGCUUGGCGGAGACGUUCGCGGUGAAAGAGGAGGAGGAGAAUGCCAUGCACAACACCGUGGUCCUGUUUUCCAGCUCCGACAGCUUCACCCUCAGACAGGACAUGUGCGUGGUCUGCGGGAGUUUCGGGCAGGGCGCGGAGGGUAGGCUGUUGGCCUGCUCCCAGUGUGGACAGUGCUACCACCCCUUCUGCGUCAACAUAAAGAUCACCAAGGUGGUGCUGAGCAGAGGCUGGCGCUGCCUGGAGUGCACGGUGUGCGAGGCGUGCGGCCAGGCCACUGACCCGGGACGACUGCUCCUGUGCGACGACUGUGACAUCAGCUACCACACUUACUGCCUGGACCCGCCCCUGCAGACCGUCCCCAAGGGUGGCUGGAAGUGCAAAUGGUGUGUGUCCUGCACUAACUGUGGUGCCACCACGCCUGGCCUGCGCUGCGAGUGGCAGAAUAAUUACACACAGUGUGCCCCCUGCGCCAGCCUGGCCGCCUGCCCGGUCUGCCUCCGCAACUACCAGGAGGACGAGCUCAUCGUGCAGUGCCGGCAGUGUGACAGGUGGAUCCAUGCCUCCUGCCAAAACCUGAACACGGACGAAGAGGUGGAAAACGCGGCUGACAAUGCCUUUGACUGUACUAUGUGUCGCACCCACACCACCCCUUCACAGGUUAUGGCAGCAACAACGGCGCCAGAAACCGACAGCAACGACCCACCAAUCACAGCACAGAUUGUGACAAAAGCAAAAGAGCCAGCUCCAGAGCAGCAGAGGACGUACACUCAGGAUGGGGUGUGUCUGACGGCGCUGGGGCUGUCCCAGCUGCAGGGCCUUGCGGCCGCGGCGUCCAAACGCAAGCGACCGAAGCCCAAACUCAAGCUGAAGAUAAUCAACCAGAACAGCGUGGCCGUGCUGCAGACCCCGCCCGACCCCCAGGCGGAGCUCUCCCGCGAUGAGGACCCGGAGGACGGCAGAGACGGGGACAUUUUAGACUGCGAGGGGAAGUCGGAGUCCAGCCCUGAACGAGAGCCUGCGGAUGAGGACUGCAAGGGGGCGGAGGGCGCGGACGGGGCCAAGAAGAGGAAGAGGAAGCCAUACCGCCCGGGCAUCGGUGGGUUCAUGGUUCGACAGCGGAGUCGGACCGCACAAGGCAAGGCCAAACAUUCCCUCUCUCGGAAGGACUCCUCAGGGUCUGUAUCUGAGAAUCUGCCAGGGAAGGAGGAAGGAGGUUGGAAUGAGGCAAUGCCUGACACUCCAGUGGAGGAGGCUCCACCCGGACUCGAGUCACUGGAGAAGGUGAAGAAGCGUUACAGGAAGAAGAAGACUAAACUGGAAGAGGAAUUCCCUUCAUAUUUACAGGAGGCGUUCUUCGGGAAGGAGCUGCUGGACAAGAGCAAGCAGGCCAGGCAGACCCCAGAGACGGCCCUGUCCGACGACGACCGCGCCCAGGCCCACAGCAAACCCCCCAGUGCUGCCGCCAGCUUCCUGGACCCGUCCUCUGACCCGCUGCUCAGCGCUGCCACCACCCCCAUCUCCAACAAAGCUGGGGCCUUGGCCAACUCGGAAGACCCGUUAGUGGACUUGUCGGAGGUGCUGAACACGGACGACGACAUCCUGGGAAUGCUGUCCGGCGACCUGGCGAAGCCAGGCGACGAUUCAGGUCUUGGUUUGUGCCCGUUUCAGGUGGAGAACUCUCCGUCUCCAUUUGCUGGCUUGGAUAUCGGCCCCAUCCCUGAUGACCCUGUGAUCGCCCCCCAGCCGCAUCCGAGCCGCACCCAGCGGACUCUUCCAGUGGAACCCCUGGAUGGCAUUCUCAGCCCCGAGCUGGAUAAGAUGGUUACAGACGGGGCAAUUCUCAGUAAACUGUACAAAAUACCAGAGCUGGAGGGGAAGGACGUGGAAGACCUGUUCACUGCCGUCCUGAGUCCUAGCCGCACCCAACCCCCUCAGCUCACACACCCACUUCCCCCCAACACUGUGCCCUCUACGCAAGGACCCCCAAUGCCUCUACCAAACCCGGGAGAUGGUAUGUUUCCACGGAUGCCAGUGAUGAACGGGCUAACGGGACCGAACCACCCCCACUUUCCCUCUGGUCCCAUGGGCCCCGGUGGGGUGGGACCCUGCGUCCCCAACAACUUCUCUCCGAUUCAGCGCAUGCCAUUCCCCGAAAACAUGAGGGAGAAGAAGUUCAACCCCAUGCGGAGCGAGAUGGGACGCCCCUGGCCUGCACCUGCGCCCGGCCCGGCCCCUCUCACCGCCCCCUUGCCCGAGGGGGAGACUGACACCAUGUCCAAUGCCCAGCGGAGCACGCUGAAGUGGGAGAAGGAAGAGACCCUGGGGGAGUUGGCCACAGUCGCCCCUGUCCUCUACACCAAUGUCAACUUCCCCAACCUCAGGGAAGAGUUCCCAGACUGGACAACCAGGGUUAAACAAAUCGCUAAGCUCUGGAGGAAGGCUAGCUCUCAGGAGAGAGCCCCAUAUGUGCAAAAGGCCAGGGAUAACAGAGCGGCCUUGCGCAUAAACAAGGUUCAAAUGUCCAAUGAGUCCAUGAAGAGACAGCAGCAGCAGCAGCAGCCCGAUCUCUUCGACCCCAGUGUGCCCCUGGACUCCGAGAGCCUUUUCAAGGACCCGCUGAAGCACAAGGAGUCUGAACACGAGCAGGAAUGGAAGUUCAGACAGGGAGAGUUAAUUCAGAUGUGGGGACCCGUUAAGAAGCAGCAGGAAAAGGUCCCAAAAACCAAAGCCAUAAAAUCAUCAAAUAAAGAAGUCCUUUUUGGACAUUCCAGCCAGGCAACUAUAGCUACAGGAUGUGGAAAAAUGUCUCUGCAAAUGAGACAAAAAAGCAAACAGCAGGCCAAGAUUGAAGCUACCCAGAAGCUGGAGCAGGUUAAAAAUGAACAGCAGCUACAACAGCAGCAGCAGCAGCAGCUGCAGUAUAGCAGCCAAUCAGGGGGCGAGCCGGCCUCCAGUGGAAACCAGAGUCCUGCGACACCCCAACCGAGCAAUGGAAACGCAUCCCCAUUGCAACCUAUAAAUCCCAAAGAAGGGUUCCCUAGGUCCCAGCUACCAGUGCCCCCCUCGUCUGCUCCCUUGGACGAUGUGUUCGUGCGCCCCCAGCCUCCACCCCCCGCCACUGCACGGACUCCGAUCCAAGACACCUGUUUCCAGGGGCAGCAGCCACAGGCUUCAUCCCCACAGAUUUUCCCGCCCAGCACCUCUGCUUCCCGACCAACCUCCCCAUGGGACCCCUAUGCCAAAAUGGUGGGGACCCCCAGGCCACCACCUACAGGAUCAGGCACUACCCGGAGGAGCUCGGUGGGGCCACAAUCCCCUGCCCAUGAGCCCUUUGGCUCACCCACAUCCAUGUACAGCGAGGCCUAUACCACGCAGCUUGACACUCCCCAUUCCACCGUGCCUAACGACCCAUUUGUGAAACCCAUGGGGCCGCCAAGGGCUGGCCCCAUUCCUGAGCCCACAGGGAGGCAUGCAGCGGGCGGUGGCACUGGAGAUUCGUUCACCCGGCUAGGGCUCAGAGCUGAGGCCUACCAACGCAUGUCCCACAAUCGGAUGAUCCUCUCUGACCCCUACUGCAAGCCACUGCUAACCCCCAUCCCUGGCAGCAAUGAAUCCGGCUCUGUGUCUCUGUUCAAAGCCCCUAUGCCACCUCCCCAAUCCCAGGAUCCUUUUGGGUCUGCGCCAUCCACCCCGCGGCGUCCGGCCGUGGAUUCCUAUGAAAAGCCUGGGUUUUCCCAAAAUGAGGAUAGCGACCCCUAUGCACACCCUCCCCUCACUCCACGUCCGUCCAUGAAUGAUAGCUUCUCCACCCCUCCUAGAAUGGCUCGGCACCCCCAGGGUACCCUCUUCUCAGCACCUUUGCCUAUGAACCGGCAUCCCCACCGAGAUCCAUUCACACAGACCCCUUCAACCCCCAGGCCUGAUUACUCCCAGCAGUCCCCUGAUCCUUACGCUCAACCCCCUGGCACCCCUAGACCAUCUGUGGACCCCUAUGCUCAACCCCCUGGCACCCCUAGACCAUCUGUGGACCCCUAUGCUCUACCACCUGGCACCCCUAGACCACCUGUUGACCCCUAUGCCCAACCACCUGGCACCCCUAGACCACCUGUUGACCCCUAUGCCCAACCACCUGGCACCCCAAGACCACCUGUUGACCCCUAUGCUCAACCACCUGGCACCCCUAGACCACCUGUUGACCCCUAUGCCCAACCACCUGGCACCCCAAGACCAUCUGUUGACCCCUAUGCCCAACCCCCUGGUACCCCUCGACCAUCCGCUGACCCUUAUGGUCAGCCGCCUGGCACCCCCAGACCUGAUCCUGACCCUUAUUCACAGCAGCCCUGCACCCCUAGGCUGACCCCUGCAGAUCAGUAUCCUCAGCAGCAACCCAUUCGCAUGUCAUCCCCUUCCCAACCAGUAGACCCUUACGCCCGACCACCGGGGACCCCAAGACCCACAAACAUCCAGCAGCUCGGUACUGCAAGACUGGUGCUGAAUGACCCUUAUGCCCAGCCACCGGGCACCCCCCACCCUGGAGCGUCCCAUGGGGACCCAUUCGCUCGGCCGGCAGCCCUUGGCACCCAGACGCCUAAACAGUCUGGUAUGGUGGAUGAUGGCUUUGGCCAGCUGCAGCCUAACCAAGCUGGCCUGACUCUGGCUCAUGACCCCUAUGAGCAGGCGCCAGUGACCCCACGCCCACAGUCUGGGGAGAGUUUUGCUCAUGACAUCAAAGAUCAGCCUGGGAUAGGGCAUGAGGGUACUUCCCUGGCUAUGGGGCAUUUACCAAAUCUCCCACAGUCCACAGGGAAUGCCCCUGAUGCUCAAAGCAGCGGGGUACAGCCUCUUCUGGUAGACUCCGAAGAGAAGCUCAAACAGCGGCAGCGUCUGAGGGAGCUGAUCCUCAGGCAGCAGCAGCAGAAGAGUGCCAUCCGCCAGGAGAAGGGCCUUCAGGAGCCACCCAUGCCCCGACACUGGUCUCAGGAGGACCCCGGAUCCCAGAAUGAACUUUUCAGCAGGCCCCCUCCCCCAUACCCGGGUAUGAUGAGAGUUGCUCCGAUGGCCCCUGGGGGUCAGAGGUUCCCCGGGCCCUUCCUGAGUGACCAACAAGGGCCCUUCCCAUCCAACGGCCAGUUUUCCAGACCUCAGUUUCGUGGAAUCAUGGGCAUGAGACCACAUGGUGCAAGGUUUGGAAUCCCGGCUGGUGGGCAGGGAGGGCAGGAGCACUUUCUUCGACCCUCGCAGCCCAUGCAAGGUUCGAUGAUGGGUGUCCCCCAGCAGAUGAGGAGGUCCCUUUCAGGCGAUCUGGCCCAGUCAAUGGGAGGAAACCCAGCUGGUCUCCACCAGCACUUCCCCCCCAGGGGCCUACAGAUGCAGCAGCACAACAUCAUGGGCCAGCCCUUCAUCGAGCUCAGACACCGAGCUCCCGAGAGCAGGCUGCGACUCCCCUUUGGACCCCCCACCAUGGCGGCCUCUGACCACCCUCAGCGACCACCAGGGUUUGGGGAUGGGGCAGGGCAAGAGUUUGCCAGCAAUCCUAGCACAAGGAUGGGGACAGGGGUCAUGACAGCGGGACAGCCUCAUGGCAUGGGCGACCACCUGCAAAUGUCAUCCAGCUUAGAGAACCUGCACCAGCUCCCUGCUAUGACAAUGGGAGCUGGCCCCCAGCACCCUCCCCUAAUGCGGUCACUAAGCCACCCAGCUACUAUCGAGUCCUUUGGCAUGGCUCCACCCACUCUCCUCCCCCUGGCAGCUCCGCCUGCUGAGCAACGAGAUGAGAUUCCAAUGGUCCCUUCUGAGGCUAUGGAGGAGAAGCUUGAUACCGAAGACUCCGCUGUGAAGGAUUUGGAGGAUGUAGAGGUGAAAGACCUGGUCGAUGACGACCUGGAGAACCUCAACCUAGACCCAGAUGAUGGGAAAGACCUGGACCUGGAGGCUAAUGACCUGCACCUGGAUGAUCUACUGACGUCUGGGAAUUUCGACAUCCUCGCCUACACGGACCCUGAGCUUGACCUUGGAGACAAGAAGGAUAUGUUCAAUGAGGAGCUGGACCUCAACGACCCCGUCGAGGAACACAGCGAGGCCUCCGAAAUGCAGAAGGCACUGUCCGAGAAGAGGAACGCUAGCUCAGCCUCGUCAGUGUCAGCACCACAUGCUGUGCUUAAGGAGGAAAAACCACUUAGUGCAGCACAGCAGAGUCGAGUCAAAAGGGAAACCGGCACUGGUGAUGACCCAGCUCAUCCAUUGCGUUCUGAGUUAACUGUUAAAACUGAAGUCAAAGAGGGAAUGUGUCAAAACCUAGAGAUAUCCAGCUGCCCAGGGCAAACCAGUGAUGGGUCAUAUAAUAACCAGGAAUGCCUGGAGGCUGCUCAGUCUUGUGCUGAGGCUGCCAAACCCGGCUCCACAGCAAUUCUCUCCAACCUAGUAGUCCAGGAGAAGCAGGGGGAAACCAGAAUGGUCCCAACAACCAUUGCCAACCCACUUGACCCCGUGACUCAGGCUAACCCAGGCCUGCAUCAGAACCAUUUCCUUUCGGUACCAGAUCAUCCUAUGAACCCAAACCUCAGGAUGGACCCUUCUUUUGCUCAGGGGGCAGCAAUGGGAAACUCAGGGUUCCCACUCAGACAACCUCCCUGCCAGAGCUUUGGAGUCACAGUCCAGCAGGCCUACCCAGGCCUACCAAUGGGGGGUCAGCACCUCCCCCGUAAUCUGGUGCCCCAGGGCCAGCAGGCAGCAUUCCCGCAGGACCAGGGCCCCCACUCAACAGCCCAGCACAACAGGCCCCUGCUCCUGGAAGAGCAGCCGCUCCUCCUGCAGGAUCUCUUGGACCAAGAGAGGCAGGAGCAACAGCAGCAGAGACAGAUGCAGGCCAUGAUCCGCCAACGCUCCGGUGACUCCUUCCCCAGCAUUGACUUUGAUGCCAUAACAGACCCAAUCAUGAAAGCCAAGAUGGUGGCCCUGAAAGGGAUCAACAAAGUGAUGGUGCAGAACAACAUGGGAAUGCCUCCAAUGGUCAUGAACAGGAUUCAGCUAGGUGGUCAGCAAGUUCCUGGAGAACAGUGUCCUGACAGUGGUGCAGUUCUGCAGAGUGCUGUUGGACAGGACAUCAAGUUGGCACAACACUUGGCGAGACCUAACCCCCCAAAUUUAGGGCCUGGAUUCCCAAACGACGCUCAAAAGAAACAGUAUGAGGACUGGCUGAAGGACACCCAGCAGCUGCUGCAGAUUCAGCAGAAGUUUCUGGAAGAGAAGAUCGGGGCCCACAGGAAAUCUAAAAAGGCCCUCUCGGCCAAGCAGCGUACAGCCAAGAAAGCGGGUCGCGAGUUCCCUGAGGAGGACCAGGAGCAGCUGAGACAUGUGACAGAGCAGCAGAGCGUGGUGCAGAAGCAGCUCGAGCAGAUACGGAAGCAGCAGAAGGAACAUGCUGAGCUAAUAGAAGAGUAUCGGGUCAAAGAGCAGGAACAGCAGUGCAGCAUGCCGCCACCCAUAAUGCCUGGAGCUCCGCCCCAAGGAGCCAUGAUGCCUGGAGCCCUGCCCCAAGGAGCCAUGAUGCCUGGAGCCCUGCCCCAAGGAGCCGUGAUGCCUGGAGCUCCGCCCCAAGGAGCCGUGAUGCCUGGAGCCCCGCCCCAAGGAGCCAUGAUGCCUGGGCCCCUGCCCAUGGGCCAGCCCAUGAUGAGUCACAUGAUGCAAAUGCAGCAGCAGCACUUGGGCCAGCCUGCCCCGCCCCGCAUGACCAGGGUCCCAGGCUGGCAGUCUGGUGCUCCAGGCCCCAUGGGGGGCUCCGGAAUGCCUCCUCAUCUGCCCCCACAAAUGCCCCAGCCCACCUUGCCUGGGCAGCUGCCUAUGGCGGGAACCAAACCCCUGCCCGCGGGGGCGGCGCCAGCAGGUAACGGCACGGGCCACGGCGACGGUGGCGGAGCCCCUCAGGUGAAGUUUGAUGACAACAACCCCUUUAGCGAGGGCUUCCAGGAGCGGGAGAGGAAGGAGCGUCUGCGAGAGCAGCAGGAGCGGCAGCGCGUCCAGCUCAUGCAGGAGGUGGAGCGGCAGCGAACCCUGCAGCAGCACCUGGAGAUGGAGCAGCAGCAGCCGGGCAUUCUGGGAGCUGAAACCAACCGGAUGGCCUUCUACAAUUCAGACAUGCCCCAUGACUUCAUGCAGCCUCAAAGAACCCCACAACAGCAGCAGCAGCAGAUGGGGGCGAUGUUCCCUCAGCAGCAGGGUAUGCAGCCAGGUUUCAUGGCCUUGCCCUCUGGCGCCCCCUUCAUGCCGGGAGGGGAAUGUCAGCCAAUGCCGGGAAAUGGACACUUCUCUGUCGAAAUGGGACCUAACUUUCAGUCAAAACACCCCAUGCUGCCGGGGUCUGGGUUUUCCUUGGGACAGCCCAGGCCUGUGGGGUUUGGGGGGCCCGCCGCAGUGUCCCAGGGAGGUGGCGAGGGUCCGCCCUUUGGCAUGGAGCUGCCCACGCCCCUGCCCCCGAACUACCCUGGGUCAGGUCAGUCACUGAUUCAGCUCUACUCCAACAUCAUCCCGGACGAGAAAGGGAAGAAGAAAAGGAACCGCAAGAAGAAAAAGGACGAGGAUGCCGAGCCUGUGAAAACUCCAUCCACCCCACACUCUGACCUUACCGCCCCCUUCACCCCCUGUGUCUCUGAUACCUCCUCCACCCCCACAAGGAGCACCCUGCAGCCCGUGGACCCCGAGGAGGGGACAGGUGUGUCUGAGCGCUUGUCGGACCAACAGCACAAGGUCCUCUCAGAAAUCAAGCUGGAGAGGGUAGAGCCAGGCGACUGCAGUGGGCCCAGGGAGUCCAAGCUGGCGGAGCCGUCAGAGACCGUUAAGGUGGAGGAGGGGAAGGAGGCGGCCUCGCCUCUCUCUGACGGCCAGAGCCCCGCCAACAGCACCAAGGGGGAGUCUGGCAACGAGCUGCUGAAACACCUGCUAAAGAACAAGGGCGCGCCCCAUGCCCCGCCCCAUCAGAUACCGAACGACGGCCCACACUCGGAGGACGAGGGAUCGAUGGACAGCAGGACCCCGCAGAAGCACACGCCCACAGACGCCGUUGCUUCGAUGGGUGCAGGUGUUCAGUUGUCCAGGAACCCUGAUAUGGUUGGUCUGGUGUUGCCCGAGCAGGGUAAGAAGAAACAACGCAACAAGAGGGUGCCCAAAAGCGUGGAGAAAACCGUGUCCCGUUGCAAAAAGAGGAAGAAGGAAGAGGAACCACAGAUGGUCUAUUCCAGCACUGACACCUUAAUGACCCAACUCAAACAGCAGCUGUCCCUCCUGCCGCUGAUGGAGCCCAUGAUCGGGGUGAGCUUCGCCCACUUCCCGCCCUACGGCAGCGGCCAGCUCAACGGGGAGAGCCGCCUCUCCGGCGCUUUUGGCAGCGCCUCCUUGGACGGCGUGUCCGACUACUACUCCCAGCUCAUAUACAAGAACAACCUGAGCAACCCCCCCACUCCCCCAGCCUCCCUGCCCCCCACCCCUCCCCCGCUGGCUCGACAGAAGAUGGUGAACGGGUUCGCCACCACCGAGGAGCUGGCCAGAAAAGCGGCGGUCAUGGGCUGCCAUGAUGCGGCCAAAAGCCUUGUGCCAAAGCAGCUCCAGACGCCGUUUAGGCCCGAGGACCUGCUGGCGCGAGCGAUGGCACAGGGGCCCAAAAGCGUGGACGUGCCCGCCUCCCUCCCCACACCCCCCCACAACAAUCAGGAGGAGCUCAGGGGACAGGAACACUGUGAGGAAAGAGACACCCCGGAAAGCUUUGUCCCCUCCUCCUCCCCUGAAAGUGUGGUCGGUGUGGAGAUCAGCCGUUACCCCGACCUGUCUCUGGUGAAAGAGGAGCACCCAUCCCCUGCCCCCUCCCCAGUCCUCCCCCUGCUCCCCAGCUCCAGUGGUAAAGCGACUGAAGCCAAGCAGCGGGAAGUCAAGAUGGAGCCUCAGAGCGUGUUCCCCGGGUCACUGUAUGGACAGCCCUCUAACUGCUCCAAAGCAGGACUGGUAUCCAUAGCGAUCAGCCUGAACCCAGCUGCAGCACAGAACAUUCCGGGCGUGGUGGCGGCGGUGGCAGACUUGCUGUGCGUGAAGAUCCCCGGCAGCUACGAGGUCAGCAGCGCCUCUGACAGGGGCCCCCUGAUGCUGCUCGGCGGCACUGGCCCCCAGGGCAUCAUGAGGUUCCUGAGGCCCCCGGGGAUGGUGUCAUCUCAGGUCACCGUCACUCCCAGAAGCAACGGUCCGGCUGCAAUCGGGGGCGACUGCACGACGGGGAAAGGAGACGCAGAGCUGAGAGCACAGUGGUGCUGCCACUGCAAAGUGGUGGUUCUGGGAAACGGAGUGCGAAAGUCCGUCAGAGACUUGCCCUGUGUCGCCCAGGACUCUCAGGACAGCUGGGGUAAGGAGGGGAGCCUGGUCUUCUGCAGCCACAACUGCUUCAUUCUGUACUCUGCUGCCAUGCAGUCCAAGGCCAACGAGCGCAAGCCUGCUGUGACCAUCUCCUCAAACUCCAUGGUUAAAGAGAGCCCUUUUAAAAUCCAGCACCGUUACAGCAACAACAUGUCCGCCCUGGAUGUCCACUGCCUGGCCCAGCUGCAGCCCAAGCAGUCCCCGCCCUCCACUCCGCCCAUAUCCUUCCCGGUCGCCGCCCCCGAGGCCACCCUGAAGGCGGAACCCAAGCCCGAUCCGCUCAAGGUGACGGUCAAGCUGAAGCCCCGCCCCCGGGCAGUCCACAACGGCACGGACGGAUCGCCGGCCCCGGGGCAGUCUCCCGGGAAGCGGUGGAAAGGCCUGCGCUGGCGGAAGUGGAGCGUCCACAUCGUGGUUCCCAAGGGCGACCUCCGCCAGCCGGACGAGGGCGAGAUCGACGAGCUCCUGCGGCGGCUGGGGGCGUCGCUGCGGCCCGAGCCCCUCCCCCGGGACCUCCGCCAGUGCUGCUUCUGCCACGAGGAGGGCGACGGGGUCACCGACGGCCCCGCCCGCCUGCUCAACCUGGACCUGGACCUGUGGGUGCACCUCAACUGCGCCCUGUGGUCCACCGAGGUGUACGAGACGCAGGCGGGCGCCCUCAUCAACGUGGAGCUGGCGCUCAGGCGGGGCCUGUCCGUCAAGUGCGCGUACUGCCAGCACACGGGCGCCACCAGCGGCUGCCACCGCCUCCGCUGCGCCAACGUCUACCACUUCACCUGCGCCCUCCGCGCCCAGUGCACCUUCUUCAAGGACAAGACCAUGCUGUGCCACCAGCACCGGCCACGGGGGGGCGCCCAGGGCCAGGAGCUGCGCUGCUUCGCCGUCUUCCGCCGCGUGUACGUGCAGCGGGACGAGGCGCGGCAGGUGGCCAGCGCGGUGCGGCGGGGCGGGCGCGACCGCACCUUCCGCGUGGGCAGCCUGGUCCUCCACGCCGCCGGCCAGCUCCUGCCCCAGCAGAUGGCCGCCUUCCACGCGCCCGCCGCCAUCUUCCCCGCCGGCUACGAGGCCAGCCGCAUCUACUGGAGCAUGCGCCACGGCAACCGCCGCUGCCGCUACAUGUGCGCCGUCGACGAGCGGGACGGCCGGCCCGAGUUCAGCGUCCGCGUCCUGGAGCAGGGCUACCGGGACCUGGUCCUCACCGACACCACGCCCAAAGGAGUGUGGGACCAGGUGUUGGGUCCCGUAGCGGAGCGGAGGACUGAGUGCGGCAUGCUCAAGCUCUUCCCCGUCUACCUGAAAGGAGAGGACCUGUUCGGCCUCACCACCUCCGCCGUCACCAGGAUCAUAGAAUCGCUCCCGGGGGUGGAGGCCUGCGAGACCUACACCUUCCGCUACGGCCGCAACCCCCUGAUGGAGCUGCCGCUGGCCUUCAACCCCACCGGCUCCGCCCGCUCCCAGCCCAAGGGCAGCUCGCACGUCAAGAGGCCUCACACCCUGACCAGCAUCUGCUCCUCAAAGUUCUUCCAAAGCACAGUCGCCGGGGAGAUCAGCACCCCGUACAGCAAGCAGUUUGUGCACUCCAAGUCCUCCCAGUACCGCAAGAUGAAGGCCGAGUGGAAGAGCAACGUGUACCUGGCCCGCUCUGGCAUCCAGGGUUUGGGACUGUAUGCUGCGAAGGACAUUGAGAAAUACACCAUGAUCAUCGAGUACAUCGGAACCAUCAUUCGCAAUGAAGUAGCCAACAGAAAGGAGAAGCUGUACCAGUCACAGAACCGUGGUGUGUACAUGUUCCGGAUCGACAGUGAACACGUCAUUGACGCCACCAUCACAGGCGGCCCAGCAAGGUAUAUCAACCAUUCUUGUGCACCGAACUGUGUAGCCGAAGUGGUAACAUUUGAAAAAGGCCAUAAAAUCAUCAUUAGCUCAAAUCGGAGGAUUCAGAAAGGAGAAGAGAUGUGCUAUGACUACAAGUUUGACCUAGAGGAUGACCAGCAUAAGAUCCCAUGUCACUGCGGGGCCGUCACCUGCCGAAAGUGGAUGAACUAAAGAAAAAAAAACCAGCAUUCCUUGGAAUUUGUUUUCAUUUUUAUAACGGGCCUGUUUUUUUUUUUUCUCUCUCUCUCCUGUGGAAGAAGUGUAUUCGAACUAGAACCCUGUCCGUGCCCCCACCCUAUAGGUCAAUUUGGUAACCGUGUGAUGAGAUUUGGGUCAAAGGCACAAGGAAAGAGAGCUCUUACCGGGGAUAGGGGUGAGGGUGACACAGAUUGACUGUUUUACUGGAAUUUUUGUGCUGUGUGUGUGUAUGUGUGAGUGAGAGAGAGUGUGUGUGUGUGUGUGUGUUUGUGACUUUUUUCCCCUUCCAAACUAGACAGCCGCAGCUCAUGUGGCUUAGUGACGAAGGUGAGAAGUUCAUUUUUUUUGGGGGGGGGGGGAUACGGGGGGGUGGUCUGUAUGUUGCAGAAUUCACCAGCGGAUAAGGCGUGGUGUUCAGUGCUGGACACCGCCUAAUUUGACUUAAGGGGCAGGCCCUCUAGUUUAAAGAAAUGAAUAUAUGCUAUAUAUGUAAGUACAGAAAUGUAGACACCACUGAACAAGGAAUGUACUUAUGAGUUCCUUAGGAAUGAAACUAAGGGAAAUGAACUUGCACUAAAAAAAAGACAACAUUUCAAUACUUGAUUCCAUGAGUCAGUUUAUUAUUAUUAUUUUUUUUCCUUUUUUAAUUUCUGUAAAAUAAGAGAAACAUUUUUGUAUUUAUUAAGUGAAUGAAGAUAUUUUUAAAAUUAUGAAAACAGGCCGAACUGCUGCUGUGGUUGGCAGAUCAAAUGGAAACUGUUGCUUUGUACAAAAUGUACAUAUUUUUGGAAAAAAAAAUAUAAAAGAAAAUAGAAAUAAUUGACCAAAUGCUACCUUAAUUGUUUGGAUGAUGUUUUAUUUCUUAAAAGAUUAAUUUAAGGAUGUUUUGUCAUUCUGAGAUUAUAUAUGCUUUAUAAAUAUGUACAGAAUAUGUAAAAUGAAAAGGGAGUAUUUUUGUUGUGUUUAGAACAGUAUCAUUGUUGUGAUCUAAAAUGUUUUCUGACCACUUGAAGAAAAAGUGAUUUUCUAAUCCUAUUUUUGUUAUACUGUUUUGGAUUUUUUUUCUUCCUGAUUUGUGCAACUGGAUAAUCAUGGGAUGUUCAAAUUCAACAAAAAAAUAUCCUUAAACUUAUCUAGAGGUGCAUUCUAACACAAACUUUUGCCAGCGGUCUGUUCACAACAGACCUUUGCUUGAAAUGUCAAGUUGGACUGGAAUAGUGAGGAUAUUAUUCAGGAGCUCCACUUGUGGAAAGUAAACUGGACUGUUCUAUUGUCAGUGUAGUGCAGCACAGGUCACCGACUGUUUGUCUGAAUGCACCUCGAGUUUGACCUUAAGACUAGUGAGAAUAACUGUGAAUUUCUGUUCUUUAAAGCACCCAGACAGAGUCUGUCAGCUCCUUAGUCUGAAGUAGGCACAAAUAGUCCCUCCUAAAUGCUCAUACCAUGCAGACUUCAGAGGUUAUAGUUCAGCCAGGGGUUCUGAAAGAUACCAUUUGCCUUUUGCAGGACCCAAAAAAAUGGGUUCAAUGUAAUGAAAAAAAUUGAUGGAAAAAGAAAAUGAUUUUUUGUAACAAAAUAAAAAUUAAAAAGCAUGAUUUUUAUGUUUUGGCUGGUCAACAGUACAAGUCAGAUUUUUAUUUUUUUUUUAACUUGAGAAAUCUGGUACUGACACUUUGAAAACCAGUUAGUAUGACAUGGUUUAAUUUGUGUGCACAAUUUCAGAAGACUGUAUAAUUGUUGAUUUAUUCAGACAGUCUUGAGCUUGUAAUAUAUAUGGCAUGAUGUAUUUUUUAACUUUCAGACAAAUCAACUGUAUAUUUUUUUUCCUCAAAAUAGUUGUAAUGAAAUUCAUUUCUUGGAUAUUUUUCUCCUCUUGUACAAUAUUCCAACAUCUUACCAGUAUUUGUCCAUUUUUUUCUGUUCUGUAUAGUAGUAUCUUUACAAAUGAAGCCUUUUUGAAUUCUGAAGAGUGUUAUGGGUAUGAGUUUGUGGAAUGAGACUUGGGAGCAUUUACAAAAAAUAAAAUAUUUUACACCUUAAA
Molecule: messenger RNA, 18399 nt
Organism: Anguilla rostrata (American eel)
Lineage: Eukaryota; Metazoa; Chordata; Actinopteri; Anguilliformes; Anguillidae
Gene: kmt2ca
Product: lysine (K)-specific methyltransferase 2Ca
Exons: 63
Coding region: 801-16331 (5176 amino acids)
Biological process (GO): positive regulation of transcription by RNA polymerase II
Cellular component (GO): nucleus; MLL3/4 complex
Molecular function (GO): transcription coactivator activity; histone H3K4 methyltransferase activity; histone binding
Source: RefSeq, a predicted model, not a curated record